Ostreobium quekettii is the source of this 1551-nucleotide messenger RNA. The record is from the annotation of a GenBank genome assembly. NCBI's taxonomy places the organism in Eukaryota, Viridiplantae, Chlorophyta, Ulvophyceae, Bryopsidales, Ostreobiaceae.
AUGGCUGGGCUGCAUUCCCGGCCGCUCGCGCCGCGGCCCUCCCGGCUCGACGUGUCGGUAUGCGCGGCGGGGCGAGUGGGCGCGCCGCGCCCGAUGGACCGCCCCCCGGCCAACGCCUACCCCGACCUGCCCACCCUCGCGUUCCAAACCCUCACCGCACCGCUGCAGCGGCUGACCGAGUCCCUGACCGGCCCGGGGGACGGCGUGCGGGCCGUGAAUUUCGCCGACAGUGCGCCGUCCUGGGAGGCGCUGGAGGAUCUGAAAACCGCGCGACGAUCGGAGCUGGGCGCGCCUGAGCCGGACACCGCCGCCGGGCCGCCGCUGGCGCGGUCGAGGGAGCGGACGUUCGGCAAAGCGGGGCCGAUACGCGUGAAGCUGUACCGGGACCACGCUGCGUGGUGCCCUUACUGCCAGAAGGUGUGGAUGCUGCUGGAGGAGAAGCAGGUGCCCUACAGGGUGGAGACGACGCCGCUGGAGUCAUACGGCGAAAAGCCGGCGUCGUUUUUGACAGUAGCGCCCAAGGGAUACGUGCCGGCGAUGGAGAUCGACGGCGAGGUGGUGGAGGGGUCCGACGAGAUCGUGGCGCGGCUGGAGAAGGAGUUCCCUGAACGGCGGAUGGUUCCGGAGGAGGGAACCCCGGAGUGGGUCCGGGCGCAGGAGCUCAAGGGCCUGGAGAACAGGGUGGUGAGCGUGAUUCAGUGGGCGCCGAAGCCCAUCUUUCUGCGCGACGAGCUGAAGCUCAAAUUCGAGGCGGGACUAGACGGGGUGGAGGAUGAACUGGGCAAGAUGGGCGGGCCCUACUUCCUGGGCGCCCGGCUGUCGUUCACGGACAUCAACUUCGUGCCGUUCAUGGAUCGGUGGGCCGCCUUCUUCGCCUAUUUCAAGGGCGUGCGGGUGAGGACGUCCGGCCGCUGGCCGCGCAUUUCCGCGUGGUUCGACGCCAUGGAGACCCACCCCUCGUACGUCGCCUCCAAGUGCGACUACUACGCCUGCACCCGCUUAUUGAGCAUGCUGCUGCCCCGCAACGCCGGCUCGUUCCUCAUCACCAAAGACGCCCUGGCGGCCGACAUCGACGGCAGGGACGGCGCGAGCUGGUCCCUGCCGCUGCCUCCCUUGGGGCCCGAUUCUACAGAGCCCUACUCGCCGGGGGAGGACCCGCCGGUCGAUCGGCUCGAGGCCGCGGCCAGGCUAAUCGACAACCGGGACGCCGUGCUGAUGUUCGCGCUGCGCGGCGUGGGGCAGAAGGGCGAGAAACAGUACAGUGCCCCGUUGGCCGAUCCGGACGCUUCGCCGGGGCUGGAGUGGAGGGCCGACGUGGAUGCCGCGCUUCGGCACGUGGCGCACGCGCUGCUGGUGGGCGUGGAGCAGAAGCAGGCGUCGGGGGAGGCGCUGGGCCCGGCGAGGGAAAAGGGGGGCUGCGACGGCGCCGCGGCGGUGUACUGCGCGGAGUACGUGCGGGAUCGGGUGUCCGUGCCGCGCGACCUGCUGCUGCCGCAGGCCAGGCAGCUCAGGGCGCACCUCAACUGGCUGAUCGACACGCUGCAGGCGUAG